AUGGCUGGUGCAAAGAAGAAGAAGAAGCCCGCCGCCAAUCCAGCUCGAGGCUUUGCGACUACCUCGGUUGCUUCCAAGCCCAGGCCUGAAGUUGUUGAGUCCGACACGAAGCCUACUGCCGCUAAAGGCCAAAAUGCCCCUCCAUCAACGCAGAAAGAUGCCCCUCCAUCGUCAUCCGUGACCUCUGGCGAUGCGACGAGCAAUGGCAGUACCCAGGAAAAGGCGCUGAGCCCCGAAGAGUUUGAAAAGCAUCUGGAGGAAUCCGAACUGCAAUUGCUCGUUGAGAAACAUGCAGCCAAAACAAAGAAAGAUGCCCAACGUCAACGGACCCGUCUCGAUACUGACCGUCGUCUUCUGCGUGGUCAAGCCGAUUCUAUCAAUAGCUUCAAAUGGCUGUCCCCGGACUUAAUGGACCAUAUACUCGAUCUGAUACAAGCAGAGAAUCGAUUCGCAGCUUCGAGCCUGUCUGCAGCUGACAAUGCUGGCGCUGGCAAGAUGCCUCCUGAAGAAGAUACCGUUAUUCGUCUUUGGACUUUGCAGCAGACUCUGACCGCGAUCGAAUUUCCCGCCGAGCGUGUCGCUGCCGUUAUACGGUACAUCCUCGACAUAGCGCCGAAUGUAGUGUCUACAAAUAGGGAUUCAAUCUGGGGACUCGAAGAAGCCCUCGACUGGCUGGCCCGAGAAUGCAGAGUCGAGGAACUGCCACGUUAUGAACCACGAUCGAAGCAUAUUCCUAAAAGCACAACCGAUACUCCCCAAGAGAGCCCAGCACCCAGUCGCUCGAGUACCCCUCGUCACAUGGAUCCACGAAGUGGUCGAAAGAACAAGUCUGCUGGGGGUAAAGGUCGACCAGGCAAGGCAUCUUCGCCCAUCAAAAAGAUGGUGGUAACUUGUGAUAGUGAUAUAGAGCCUGACGAGCUUGUUUCGAAGUACUUGGAGACUAGAGCAAAAUUGCUGGAACAUGAACGAGGCCAUAACCGAUUGGAUAGCUCCAAAGUCGCAGAAUCUGACGAGGAACUUGCUGUCGCAAAACUUGAAGCCAAGAUUAGGAAGAUUGAAUCUGACGUCCUGUUCGACAAGUAUGAAGCUGACCAACAGUGGAAAACUCAAAGGGUUGAUUUAGAGAGGCAGUUUGCCGCCGCAAAGCAAGAAUAUCAAGAUCAUGCUGCUGCGAACGAAGAUGGAGAAGAUGAAUUAGCUCCUGAAGAAUCAGACGACGAUAUCAACAAAGAAGCUGAGCGUGUUGCUGCCGAAAUAUUGGCAGAGACAAACGAUGAAGAUGAAGACGGAAUUGGUGGGCUAUUCGCAUCUCUGCCACAGAACGAAGUCGAUGCAAGCACAGGCGAGAGUCGUACGGUUGUCAACUCAGCUGACGGCAAGCAAAUCGUAAUUCGAGAUUUCGGGAAAACGACAGGCAUCAGUCCUCGGAGAGCUCUAGAGGAAGCGUGCCGUUCAAGGGACUCCUCUGCCAAGCUAUCAUAUACCAUCAUGUCAGAUGCCUCCUUCGCCAAUCGGCAUUCUGUUGAAAUCAUCUGGAACAAACCCCAGGAACUUCCUCCCCCGGCGGCAUCAUCAGACGUCGAAGUUGUAGCGGACCCCUACCGAUUCACCUUCACGAUGACAGGCAUUGCAACGCCGGAUGCCAAGCAAUCUGAGUCGUAUAUCUCCACCGCAGCUUUGUUUUACACGUUUAGUGGCAACACCAAGGACGAAAAAGUCGUUAUCAGACUUGCUCAUGUUUGGAAGGACGUUUGGGCCGAGUUAGCUGAAGCCAGGAAAGCACAGGUAGACGAACAAGACAGGGAUGUGGUGGGAGACUUGAGGGCUCUGGUUCGCCAACGACAUGAUCAGGAGCUUGAAGAUGGUGUCAUAAUCCAAGGAGCAUUCCGGGGACGCGGAGCUAAGCAUGUCAACGAUUCUGGCGAUGAUGGUGGCCAAGAUCGGUUGAGGCAAAACACUACAAAUGGGGAGCAGUACCAGAAGAUCUGGGCCGAGAAGUCCAGCACACGCAAGUUCCAAACAAUGUUGCAAUCCCGAAUGCAACUCCCUAUGUGGAGUUUUAGAGAGCAGGUUUUGACCGCCGUUGACAAUAACCAGGUGGUCAUUGUCUGCGGCGAAACUGGAUGUGGAAAAAGUACCCAAGUACCCUCAUUUCUGCUCGAACAUCAACUCUCCCAAGGAAAACCUUGCAAAAUCUAUUGUACAGAACCCCGACGAAUUUCAGCCAUUUCUCUUGCUCGUCGUGUAAGCGAGGAGCUUGGUGAGAACAGGAACGAUCUUGGGACAAACAGGUCUUUGGUGGGCUAUUCUAUUCGAUUGGAAGCGAACACCUCAAGAGAAACAAGACUGGUGUUUGCAACAACGGGUAUCGUAAUGCGAAUGCUUGAGGGCUCCAAUGAUCUUCAGGAGGUAACCCAUUUGGUACUCGAUGAAGUACACGAGCGGUCAAUCGAUAGCGACUUCCUUCUUAUCGUCCUGAAAAAGCUUCUGUUAAGGCGUAAAGACUUGAAGGUUGUCCUCAUGUCUGCUACGGUUGACGCAGACCGCUUCUCCGCUUACCUUGCUGGUGCACCAGUUCUUAACGUCCCUGGGCGAACAUUCCCAGUUCAGGUCAGGUACCUCGAAGAUGCUAUUGAACUCACUGGAUAUAUGCCUGCAGAUGCUGAGCCGGACAAGAUGGUCGACCUCGACGACGACCCGGCUGAGAGUGAAGGGGAAAAUACCAAGAGCGAUAUUUCAAAAAGCCUCGCAGGGUAUUCGCCAAGAACUCGGUCUACACUGGCUCAGAUUGACGAAUACCGGAUUGAUUUCGAUCUAAUGCUCCAGUUAAUUGCUCAAGUUGCAAUUGACGACAACCUGCAGGACUUCAGUAAAGCCAUUUUGGUAUUCUUACCAGGCAUUGCGGAGAUUCGUACUCUAAACGACAUGCUGCUUGGAGAUCCUCGAUUUGCAAAAGACUGGCUCGUAUAUCCUUUGCAUUCGACAAUAGCAACAGAGGAUCAAGAGGCAGCAUUUCUUGUUCCACCACCGGGCAUUCGUAAGAUCGUUCUCGCCACCAACAUCGCCGAAACUGGAAUCACUAUUCCUGAUGUUACAUGUGUCAUCGAUACUGGCAAGCAUCGCGAGAUGCGGUUCGAUGAACGACGUCAACUUUCGCGACUGAUUGAUACAUUCAUUUCCAGGGCAAACGCAAAACAAAGACGAGGCCGUGCGGGUCGUGUCCAAGAAGGUUUAUGCUUCCACAUGUUCACCAAAUACCGCCAUGAUAAUUUGAUGAGUGACCAGCAGACGCCAGAGAUGCUCCGACUUUCGUUGCAGGACCUGGCAAUUCGGGUCAAGAUCUGUAAAAUUGGAGGGAUCGAAGAGACCUUGGGUGAUGCUCUCGAUCCGCCCUCGGCCAAGAACAUUCGUCGAGCGGUUGACGCUCUUGUGGAUGUUCGUGCCCUGACCCAGGCCGAGGAACUAACGCCACUUGGACAUCAACUGGCCCGAUUGCCUCUGGAUGUGUUUUUGGGGAAACUCAUCUUGUAUGGAGUCAUUUUCAAAUGCUUGGAUAUGGCCAUUACCGUGGCUGCAAUUCUUUCUUCAAAAUCACCUUUCUCUGCGCCAUUUGGACAGCGCACUCAAGCAGACAACGCCCGCAUGGCUUUCCGCCGCGGGGAUUCUGAUCUUCUUACUAUAUCCAACGCCUACAUGGCUUGGAAGCGAGUAUGCCAGUCUACUGGUGGUGGAGGAAAGGAAUUCCAAUUCUGCCGCAAGAAUUUUUUGAGCCAGCAAACACUGGCUAACAUUGAAGAUCUCAAAGGACAACUUCUUACUUCUCUGGCUGAUUCUGGCUUCCUUGCUCUCACAGAAGAAGAAAGACGGGCACUAUCACGAGCUCGAUUUUCUGGUGGCCGAGGACGAAGGCAGCAGCAAUUCUACGACAUACCCAGAAGAGUCAAUCUCAACAGUGACAACGAUAUCGUCUCAGCAUCAGUUAUAGCCUGGAGUUUCUAUCCCAAGAUCUUAGUCAGAGAUGUACCAGGAUCGAGGGGCCUAAGAAACAUCGGUACAAACCAAUCGAUCAGUCUCCAUCCGUCGUCUGUCAACCGAGGCCGUCAUGACCUUCGAUGGCUAUCGUACUACCAUAUCAUGCAAUCCAGGGCGGUAUACCAUGCCCAUGAGGCUACAUCUGUAGAAGCAUUUGCCAUCGCGCUUUUGUGCGGUGAUGUACGAUGUGAUAUGUAUUCUGGAGUAAUUGUUCUCGACGCGAACCGAGGUCGUUUUACUGUUCCUGAUUGGAAGACAAUGCUGGUCAUGAAGGUCCUUCGAACAAGGCUCCGAGAGCUUCUCACUCGGUCUUUCAAACAGCCAGGCAAAUUGCCCACUGCUCAGCAAGAGAAGUGGCUUGAUGUUUGGCAAAGAAUCUUUACGCAGGAUUUCGGACAAGAUAGAUCCACUACGGGAAUGACGACCAAGACAUAA
Fusarium sp. VM40 is the source of this 4467-nucleotide messenger RNA. The record is from the annotation of a GenBank genome assembly. NCBI's taxonomy places the organism in Eukaryota, Fungi, Ascomycota, Sordariomycetes, Hypocreales, Nectriaceae.